Nerophis lumbriciformis (worm pipefish) is the source of this 3208-nucleotide messenger RNA. RefSeq lists its product as uncharacterized. Gene Ontology annotation, cellular component: nucleus. Lineage: Eukaryota; Metazoa; Chordata; Actinopteri; Syngnathiformes; Syngnathidae. The record is from RefSeq and is a predicted model, not a curated record. Gene Ontology annotation, molecular function: DNA-binding transcription activator activity, RNA polymerase II-specific; RNA polymerase II cis-regulatory region sequence-specific DNA binding. Gene Ontology annotation, biological process: regulation of transcription by RNA polymerase II.
CGACAGAGAAGACCGAAACGUGGCCACUGGCCAUUAUUGUUUCUCUAUUUGUAUUUAGUGCAUACAUGUACGCAUAUAUGUCGUGUAGUAGAUGAAACAUUGUUAGUCAUUGUUUGUAUCCGGAUACAUUAGUCUGAGCGCACUUUAUCAAGUCUUGUGCGAGUUAGCUUAGCUUAGCUUGUUAGCUUAGCUUGUUAGCUGCUAACAAAGAGACGCGGACGUUAUCAACACAUCGCUAAGUAGAGAUCAAAUGUGAGUGUAAAGUGUUGUGAUUGUGGGAAAAUGUGCGAAAGAACGAUAGCAAAGUAUGAGGAGGAACUUUGUCCAACAAAAGAGGAGAAGGAGCGACAACAUCAACUACUGGACGCUGUUUUCAAGAAACAUCAAGUUGUGUUACACAGAACAGACAUCCAGCAGCCCCCUCACAUUAAAGAGGAAGAAGAGGAUCCACAGCCCCCUCACAUUAAAGAGGAAGAAGAGGAUCCACAGCCCCCUCACAUUAAAGAGGAAGAAGAGGAUCCACAGCCCCCUCACAUUAAAGAGGAAGAAGAGGAUCCACAGCCCCCUCACAUUAAAGAGGAAGAAGAGGAUCCACAGCCCCCUCACAUUAAAGAGGAAGAAGAGGAUCCACAGCCCCCUCACAUUAAAGAGGAAGAAGAGGAUCCACAGCCCCCCCACAUUAAAGAGGAAGAGGAGGAAGUGUGGAUCACUCAGGAGGGAGAGUGUCUUCUAGGGCAGGAGGAGGAUGAUGUCAGCAAGUUUCCACUGACUGUUGUCUCUGUGAAGACUGAAGAGCAUGAAGACAAACCACCUGAGUCCUCACAGCUUCAUCACAGUCCAAACGUCCAGCGGGUGUCAGCGGGGAGUCAUGAAGAGGAGUGGCACACCAGUGUGGGACAGAAGGAGCUACAGGCCCCCUCCCACAUUAAAGAGGAGCAGCUUCAUGAUGAAGAUGAAGCUCAGUCCUUACAGCUUCAUCACAGUCAAAGUGAGGAGAACAGAGAGGCGGAGCUUAUGUCCAGCAGCCCCCUCACAUUAAAGAGGAAGAGGAGGAUCCACAGCUCCUCCCACAUUAAAGAGGAAAAGGAGGAAGUGUGGAUCACUCAGGAGGGAGAGUGUCUUCUCGGGCAGGAGGAGGCUGAUCUCAGCAAGUUUCCACUGACUGUUGUCUCUGUGAAGACUGAAGAGCAUGAAGACAAACCACCUGAGUCCUCACAGCUUCAUCACAGUCCAAAUGUCUGUAAAGAACAACUUCUGCCUGAAAAACAGGAGUGUAGCUUCAGGAUGGUGAAGGAGGAUCCAUCAAAGAGGAAGACCAGGCACCACAGACCCUCUGGUGUCUCCUUUUCCUCUUUGACACAGACCCUGCCCUGUAAAAAGGAAGAGGAAGACUCACUGACCCCCCACAUUAAAGAGGAAGAGGAGGAACACAGCAUCAGUCAGGAGGGAGAUCAUCUUGAAGGACUGGUGGAGUUCCCAGUGACUGGUGUCCCUGUGAAGAGUGAAGAUGAUGAGGUCAAAGGUGAAAGUGAGGAGAAGAGCAGCAGCUCAACACAACACAUGACAACAGAAGCUGAUGGAGACCACUGUGGAGGAUCACAAGCAGACAAGCUCUUAGCUCCACUAUCAGAUAGUGAGGACACAACGUCACACUCUCCUGACACUGAUGAUGAAGACUCUAAAGAUGAUAAGACAUGUCACACUCACUUCAAAUGUUCUCACUGUGACAAAACCUUUAAAUACCAUUGUCAUAUGAAAAGACACAUGAGAAUACACACUGGAGAGAAACUAUUUUCUUGUUCAACCUGUGGCUUAUCUUUUACAAGAAAGCAAACUAUGAUAGCUCACACAAGAACACACACGGGAGAAAAACCUUUUUCUUGUUCAAUCUGUGGCUUAUCUUUUACAAGGAAGGAAAAUAUGAAAGAGCACACAAGAACACACACUGGAGAAAAACCUUUUUCUUGUUCGAUCUGUGGCUUAUCUUUUACAAGGAAGGAAAAUAUGAAAGAGCACACAAGAACACACACCGGAGAAAAACCUUUUUCGUGUUCUGUGUGUGAUUCGAGGUAUGUACGAAGUCGAGAUUUGAAAAAACACCUGAAAAGACACACUGGGGAAGACGUUUUUAAGUGUUCUGUGUGUAAUUCAAAUUUUGUCCGAGGUGAACAUUUGAAAAUCCACAUGAGAACACACACAGGAGAAAAACCUUUUUCUUGUUCAAUCUGUGGCUUAUCUUUUACAAGGAAGGUCAAUUUGAAAGAGCACACAAGAACACACACUGGAGAAAAACCUUUUUCUUGUUCAAUCUGUGGCUUAUCUUUUACAAGGAAGGCCAGUUUGAAAGAUCACACAAGAACACACACUGGAGACAAACCUUUUUCCUGUUCAAUGUGUGAUUCAAGUUUUGCACGAAGUCGAGAUUUGAAAAGUCACAUGAGAAAACACUCUGGAGAAAAAGUGUUGAGUUGCAGUGUGUGUGAUGAAAGAUUCUCGCAUGAGUACCAACUUAACAAACACAAGUGUGCUGGUGAGAACAGCAGCAGUAAAAUAGAAAUGCGCUCCGCAGACCUCCACCAGGCCAAAUCUCCCAGUUGUAAAGAAUCCCUCAAAAGAAAGCUGAAUCCAAAUGAUGAUCAGGAUCAACACCCAAAUCUAAUCACUUGUUCCUUAUCUCAUUUCUGAAAUGUCCUAAAAGUUUCGUCAGCAUCUGACUAUACUUUUUUUGUUAUAAUUCCAACUAAAUGACAAUCAAACAAACCCCAAAUCACGUUUAGUUACUUUUCAAUUACUUCAAUCACUAACAUGUAAAUAUGUUUCUUAGUUACACAUCCUGGAAAACAACAUCCACACAACAGUUUAUUUUUAUUAUUCAUUCUUACUAAUGUAUUUAGUUGUGUACUAACACAUCAAUCUGUAUUUCUGCUAAUAUUUAAGAAGUGAUGAUGAUGUUAUGGUUCAGUGUGCCCCUUCACUAGUUUCCAAAACUAGUCUCCACCAUGGUGGUGCCAGCGGUCCUACUACUUGUACACUAUACAAUAUAAUUAUGCACACCUUUUGUACGAUAGGCAUUUUUGUUUGUACUAGCAAUUUGAAACCAGCGCUGUAUCCUUUAGAUGUGACCUUGUAGAAUAAAAUGUCUGUUUUUUAUGACUAAUGAUCUGAUUUUUUGAGAUGUUUUAACAAAAAUAAAAGUCUAUUAUUUCAA